GCCGUAGGGUAUGAUGGGAUACCCCGAGUACCCAUCGAGUUUGGAUUUUACACAUAAUUCCCCCGUCGCCCCGGGAAUCCAGUCUGGAAUGAAUUUCGGGGGAAAUGAGCAGGGGGCAGAUGGGAAGUCUUCCUUCUAAUUUGUCAAGACUACGUUUCAGCUACGAAGACUAAAAAGCCGAAUUACUGGUGAUUCGCAGUCAUAUACGAACAUCUUUCCCUCGUUUUCUGAAAUUUAGAACGGUGCUUGCGAUUUACUAUUUUCAAAAAUGUCGCAAUUAUCAAAGUAGUGAUUUUCGUAGUUAGCCGAGUCGCUCACUUAGUUAAAACUUCUUUGCCCAUUCUACUCGAACCUUUACUCCCUUUUUCAAUAACAUCACUUUUAAUCGUUUUUUAUAGGUGCACCAACGGCAAAGACAGUGAAACCUGAUGGCAUUAUACUGGAAUGGUUGAACGAUGAUCAGGGCUCAGAAGUCGUGAGAAAUUACAGACUCUUAUUUCAGAGCCAAGAUUCAGACAUUUGGAAGGAAAUCAGUACAAGCGACAGCCAGAAACAAAUAUUGAUCGAAAAUCUACCGUCAGCAACACCGUUUCGGUUCAAAGUCCAAUCAGUUGAUAAAAUUUGUCUCAGUGCAUUUAGUGAUGUUAGCGAAUGGAUAAGCACGGCACAAGAAACAGAACUGUCUGACGAAGUAAAAAUACUCGUAGCUAACUUGAAAUCGAACACAGCUGGGGUUGGUAGACUAGCCGGAUAUGACAUGACAUUAACACUCGAAAAAAAUUUAUCGUUGUCUGAAGCAAUAGCUAUUCGUAAUGGGCUGAAACUAAAUUCAAAUUUGGAAACGCUGGAGAUUAAACCGAAAGAUAUCUCGAUGGAAUGUCUGGAAGAGGUUGUCGCAUCAUUAAAGACAAAUAACAAUAUAUUUGGAAUUGAAUUCAGUGGAAGUGGACCAAUCUGUACACAAACGUUGCUUACAGCCAGAAGUGCUCAAUAUCUUAGUAACCUAAUCGAAACAACGAGAACGGGCGUGAUCUCACUUAGAGGAAGAAAUAUUGAUGACCAGUGGGCAGUUUUAAUUGCUACAACACUUAGACGGAAUCAGUCAGUGGAAAAUCUAGGUCUAACAGAGUCUCAGAUAGGAGACGAAGGAGCUAAAGCCUUGGGUAAAAUGUUGGCAGUGAAUCGAACCGUGAAUUUUCUUGCUUUGAAUAGAAAUCAAAUUACAGAUAUGGGAGCUAAAGCUUUAGCCCAAGGACUGAAGCAAAAUACAACAUUAAAAUAUCUCUAUCUAAAUGAAAAUGUUGUCUCGGAAAUGAGUGAAGGUGGAAGAGCAAUUCAAGAAGCCAAGAGUGAAAGAUUGGCCGUUUAUUGGACCAGCAGAUAG
This is a messenger RNA of Didymodactylos carnosus, 1384 nucleotides long. The record is from the annotation of a GenBank genome assembly. Lineage: Eukaryota; Metazoa; Rotifera; Eurotatoria; Philodinida; Philodinidae.